This is a messenger RNA of Bombina bombina (fire-bellied toad), 2088 nucleotides long. Its product is annotated as SPRY domain-containing SOCS box protein 3. The transcript has 7 exons. Gene Ontology annotation, cellular component: SCF ubiquitin ligase complex. Gene Ontology annotation, biological process: proteasome-mediated ubiquitin-dependent protein catabolic process. The coding region runs from base 674 to 1423 and encodes 249 amino acids. Gene Ontology annotation, molecular function: protein binding. Lineage: Eukaryota; Metazoa; Chordata; Amphibia; Anura; Bombinatoridae. The record is from RefSeq and is a predicted model, not a curated record.
ACUGUCCCUUCAACUGUGUGUUUAAUCCAUUUGCAAGUGUAAAAUAGUUAUAUGAAAGCAACAUUGCAAUAUUAAAGGGCUAUAACAUAUUAUAGCAUAUUUUUGUACUUUUUUAUAAUCAAACUUUACAGACCCCAAAGACCUGCAUUGCCAGUCAUAUGCCUGCAAUCAUGGACCACAAACUACACUUCAUUCCCCUAAAGCCCCUGUUAGUCAUAUGCUUAUUUUUAUCAAUCAGCCCUUAAGUGUCACUAAAAUUAGACCUCACAACCGACCCAUGGAAGUGCAGCCCCUGUCAGCAGUUUUCCUAUCAGACUUCAGAGGACAAAUUCUUUAAGUUUUUUUAAAUAUAGCUAACUGGUGGUUGAAAUACCUGAAUGUCCAGUUAAACCGUGAAACCCUGACAACCCUAAAUAUGAGAGGGUGAAGUAGGAUUUCUGUCCAUCUACACUAACGGCAGAGAAAUAACAGCUGAGUCACACAACUUAAAAACAAUCUGUCCCUGGGACUGUUAUCUCUGUUUCCUUAUGACAAAGAAAGUUCUAGGGCUGGGUCAUUUGCCACUUCAUAUUGGCUGCCUGCAGAAACGCCUCCACCAAUGAGAACCUCCCAUUCAUAAGAACAACACAGACCCAGCUGGAGAGUGAAGCAGAGUAAGAAUAAGAGGCGACCAAUGAAAAACAAGAGCCGAAACCAGAGAGUGGUAUCCCUGGACCCUCCAAUGCCAAGGGGGUAUGUAGAGGCAAGCUGGGCCUGGGAUGUGAAUAUUCAGUCUCCAGACACAGUGCUUUCACCAUGCAAGAGAGCUGUCUACUUCCAUAUAGACCCAGUCAUAGACGGUGGUACUGCUGGGGUUCGAGGUGACAGAGGGUUUGUAUAUGGUGAACAUUACUGGGAAAUAGAGUUUCUGGAGCCUCCUGCCGGAAUGUCGGUAAUGGUUGGUGUUGGAACGAGCAAAGCUGCACUGCAUGCUGGGAAAUUUCGGUACAUUGACUUGUUAGGGAUGGAUUCAGAAAGCUGGGGUCUGUCUUAUAAAGGCACAGUCUGGCAUGGGGGCCACAGCCAAAGGUACACAGAGCCAUUCUACAGCCAGGGAACAGUAAUCGGUGUGCACCUGAAUCUGGAAGAGGGGACCCUUAGUUUCUAUAGGGAUGGGAAGAGUUUAGGCGUGGCAUUUACUGGACUGCAUAAGGUCCAAUCACCUCUAUAUCCUAUGGUUUCCUCCACCUCACCUGGUACUGAACUGGAGCUGGGCUUGCGUUGCUGCAGUUUACCAUCUCUGCAGGAGAGGUGCCUUGACACUUUGGCUCACAGUUUGGCACAAAAGGACUUGGCUGACUUCCUCCCUCUACCACCAGUAGUCAAAUGGAAGCUAAAAAGCUGGAAUUAUGACAAAACACAAAGUGUACUAGGGUGCAAGUAGUAACAUGGACCUUACUAUUGUAAUGAUCAUCCGUCCAAAUGCCACACUGAUGGCACAGAGAAUAACUAGAGCACGGAAUAUUCCUGCAAGUCAACAGGAAUCACAAGCAGUAAAUUCUGAGGAAUUAGUAGCCAGAUAGGCACAGUAGACAGAAGACACUGUAGGACACUGAUGUGCUUUAUCAGCUAUUGCACUGUCUGCUGUGUGUGUUUUUACACUCAGGGCAUUGGUAUCCUGUAUGAGUGUGAUAUGCUCCAUGUUUGCACUGGAGUCCGCAGAGGCAGCACACUUAGCUAAAUUAGUUAUUUUGGUCUUUAUUUUUAUUAACACUUGGAGCAUUAUACAGCUACCUCUAUCCAGGGAAUAAUAAACUUCUGUGCCUGCAGCUAAGUCACAACAUCAGGACCAAUUUUAUAUAUAGGUACAGUAUGUGUAUGUAUAUGUGUGUGUAUGUAUGUAUAUAUAUAUAUAUAUAUAUAUAUAUAUAUAUAUAUAUAUAUAUAUAUAUACUGUAUUAUCAAUUAAAGCCAAUUAUGGAACGCUAUAUAGCAGUGGUAGCCUUGAGAAGUUUGUAGUGUGCAUUUCCAGUUUUGAGAAUUAGAAAAUCCAAAUUUUUUCAGACCUAAGUUACAGGAAAAAGGGAAAAAUAAAUAAUGAAAGUAUAA